AUGUGGGAUGCUGUCACUAUGUCCAAGUGUGCUCGAAAUCAGAAUCGACUACCUUUGGGCGAUGAAAAUCACUGUUAUUUAGAACGAUUUUCAGUGUGGAAGACAUUCAACGUACCACAAAUGCGUACAAUACACGCACUCCUACUGCUCGUCGUCGCCUUCACUGUUCACUUCAUCCAUGCCCACGGCUGGCAUUUCGGUGGUCAAAGUGCGGAUGAUCAGAUCGCAUCGCGUGAUAUUCGAGCAAAGGAAAUUUCACCGCCAAGCUACAUGAAACGCACCGAGCAACAGCAACGAGAGCAAUUAUUACGGCAUAUUUGGAUGGAUAAUUUAAAUUCAAGGAUUCCUAAAGGCAGUCAAGAUAUCUCGCAAUCCUCGGUACAGUUCUUACCCUGGUGGCAGCAACGCUAA
Gongylonema pulchrum is the source of this 411-nucleotide messenger RNA. The record is from the annotation of a GenBank genome assembly. NCBI's taxonomy places the organism in Eukaryota, Metazoa, Nematoda, Chromadorea, Rhabditida, Gongylonematidae.